Lathyrus sativus (Indian pea) is the source of this 591-nucleotide messenger RNA. Lineage: Eukaryota; Viridiplantae; Streptophyta; Magnoliopsida; Fabales; Fabaceae. The record is from the annotation of a GenBank genome assembly.
AUGACUGAAUGUUGUUCUCUUCUAAAUCUUCAAAUUCCAUGUUUUACCAAACAAAUUUCACUCAUAACUGAUCGCUCCGAAAACAGUUUCCCCCUCAAAUCACUUUCUUUCUCACACCAUCGAUUAUCAAACUUUCAACCCUGUCAAAUAUCUCACAAAACCAAAGCUACAACCGCGCACAUGGAAGUUCAACAAAGUGAAGGAUCUUCGGAUUCAUCCCAACCGAUGAAACUCUUGUUUGUAGAGAUGGGUGUCGGCUACGAUCAACACGGGCAGAAUAUAACUUCUGCAGCAAUGAGAGCGUGCAGGGAUGCUAUUUCUUCUAAUUCAAUCCCCGCUUUUCGCAGAGGUUCCAUUCCUGGUGUCAGUUUCGGUGAGAUGAAAUUGCAGAUCAAGUUAGGGGUUCCUCAUUCUCUCCAGCAAUCUCUGGAUAUCGACAAAGUCAAGUCUGUAUUUCCCUAUGGGAAAAUUUUGAAAGUUGAAGUUGUGGACGGUGGUUUGAUAUGCUCAAGUGGGGUGCUUGUGGAAGAGAUGGGUGACAAGAAUGAGGAUUGCUACAUUGUGAAUGCUGCUGUUUAUGUUGGUUAUUAA